This is a messenger RNA of Acomys russatus (golden spiny mouse), 3467 nucleotides long. RefSeq names its product zinc fingers and homeoboxes 1 (gene Zhx1). Gene Ontology annotation, cellular component: nucleus. Lineage: Eukaryota; Metazoa; Chordata; Mammalia; Rodentia; Muridae. Gene Ontology annotation, biological process: regulation of transcription by RNA polymerase II. The coding region runs from base 753 to 3374 and encodes 873 amino acids. The transcript has 4 exons. The record is from RefSeq and is a predicted model, not a curated record. Gene Ontology annotation, molecular function: DNA binding; DNA-binding transcription factor activity, RNA polymerase II-specific.
CACCUCCCGCAGCGCAGGGAUCUUGGGGGAGCGGCCUGGGUCGCAUCCCAGAGGAUCCGCGGAGUCCUCGAGUGGGGCGCCGCCUCGCCCCGCCUUGGCUGGCUCCUCCUCGCGCCUCAGGAAGGCUCAGGGACGGGAGUCUCCCUCGCACCCCAGCCUAUCGUCUUGGAGCCGGCCGGCCCGCAGAGCUCUGUGGGGCCCCCCGCGCGAGGGCCCUCCGAGUGGUUCCGGGGUUAGGGUUCACAGGUCAGAGUUGACUCCCUGAAAAGUGCAGUCGCUCUGAAAUGCAAGAUGGCGGCGGCGAGGCGCUGAGGCGCGGCGGCCCCUGCAGGAGAAGACUGCUAGCUACUUUGGGACAAUUUGUGAUGAUGGCCUGAGCCAAGUACCUCAUUUGAAGGGAUAACCUUCUGCUUUAAUGAACAGAGAGAGUGCUGAGGAAGCAAUGGCAGAUUUUUUGAGAGAGGGGAAGACAACUAAACUCUUUCUGCAUAUGAGCUGUGAAGAAAACACCUCUUGUUUGCCUUUGAGGUGAUUGGAGUUGUGCUUCAUACAUUUCAGCAGUUCAGCAGUGUUGUAUCUGCCAGCUAAGCUUUUUAUUUGAGUGCAUCAUGGAAACACUAUUAGUGAGACUUGUUGAGCACAAAAGUGGACUUGAAGAGCCAGAGGCCACUGUUUUCAAAUGAAGGAUUCCAAACAGUUUUAAACCUCAGUGCUCUUACGUCACCACUGAGAUCUCCCCCACUAGAAUCAAAAUGGCAAGCAGACGGAAAUCAACAACGCCUUGCAUGGUCCUUGCCAGUGAGCAGGAUCCAGAUGUUGAGCUGAUAUCAGAUUUGGAUGAAGGCCCUCCUGUCCUUACGCCCGUAGAGAACACUAGAGCAGAGAGUGUGUGCAGCGAUGAAGAAGUUCACGAGUCUGUGGAUUCUGACAAUCAGCAAAACAAAAAAGUGGAAGGGGGAUAUGAAUGUAAAUAUUGUACUUUCCAAACUCCAGAUCUAAAUAUGUUUACUUUCCAUGUAGAUUCAGAGCAUCCCAAUGUUGUGCUGAAUUCAUCCUAUGUUUGUGUUGAAUGCAAUUUUCUUACCAAAAGGUAUGAUGCACUUUCUGAGCAUAAUCUGAAGUACCACCCAGGAGAAGAAAAUUUCAAGCUAACCAUGGUGAAACGGAAUAACCAGACAAUCUUUGAACAAACAAUAAAUGAUCUAACUUUUGAUGGCAGUUUUGUUAAAGGGGAGAAUACAGAGCAAGGAGAAUCUAUAGAUGUUUCUUCUUCGGGAAUCUCCAUUAGUAAAACUCCCAUCAUGAAAAUGAUGAAAAGUAAAGUAGAAAACAAACGCAUUACAGUCCACCAUAACUCAGCUGAGGACACCCCUGAAGAGAAAGAGAACGGAGUAAAAGCAAGCCAGGGAGGAAAUGUAGAAAAUGCGAAUUCUUCAGCUUCAGAAUCCAGUACAAGUACUUCCACCGUCAACAGAGCACAUCCCAAUCCCGCUGGCACAGUGGUGACGCCCACAGCUGUUCUUCCGGGCCUAGCCCAGGUGAUAACUGCAGUGUCUGCUCAGCAGAACUCGAACUUGGUCCCUAAAGUCUUAAUCCCUGUUAAUAGCAUUCCUACCUACAAUGCUGCAUUGGAUAACAAUCCUCUUCUACUUAAUACCUACAACAAAUUCCCCUAUCCUACAAUGUCAGAAAUUACAGUUCUUUCUGCUCAAGCAAAGUAUACAGAGGAACAGAUCAAGAUCUGGUUUUCAGCCCAACGCUUAAAGCAUGGUGUUAGUUGGACUCCUGAAGAAGUAGAAGAGGCAAGGAGAAAACAGUUCAAUGGAACAGUACAUACUGUACCUCAGACCAUAACUGUCAUUCCUACACACAUUUCUGCGGGGAGUAAUGGGUUACCAUCUAUAUUACAGACAUGCCAAAUAGUUGGUCAGCCAGGUCUGGUCCUUACCCAGGUAGCUGGAACAAACACCUUGCCAGUAACAGCACCCAUUGCCCUGACAGUGGCAGGGGUUCCAAAUCAAACAAAUGUACAGAAGAGCCAAGUGCCUGCUGCUCAGCCUGCUACAGAAACAAAACCAGCCACAGCAGCAGUUCCAUCAUUGCCAAGCGUCAGGCCUGAAGCUGCACUCGUGAACCCGGAUUCAUUUGGCAUCCGGGCCAAAAAGACUAAAGAACAGCUGGCAGAACUGAAAGUUAGCUACCUUCAAAACCAAUUUCCCCAUGACUCAGAAAUCAUCAGGCUUAUGAAAAUAACAGGCCUUACCAAGGGCGAGAUUAAAAAAUGGUUUAGUGAUACGAGGUACAACCAGAGAAAUUCAAAGAGCAAUCAGUGCUUACAUCUCACGAGUGACUCUUCUGCCACCAUCAUCAUAGACUCCAGUGACGAAACCCCAGAGCCCCCAGCUGUAGCUGCUUCGCAGCAGAAACAGUCCUGGAACCCCUUUCCUGACUUUGCUCCCCAGAAGUUUAAAGAGAAAACUGCAGAGCAACUUCGUGUUCUUCAGGCAAGUUUUCUCAAUAGUUCUGUACUUACAGAUGAAGAACUAAAUAGGUUAAGAGCGCAAACCAAACUUACUAGAAGAGAAAUUGAUGCUUGGUUUACAGAGAAGAAUAAAACAAAAGCUUUAAAGGAUGAGAAAACAGAGGUAGAUGAAAGUAACGUAGGUAGUUCCAAAGAAGAGCCUGGAGAGAGCUCUCCUGGAGAGGAAGCAGCUGCCCCUAAGUCAGGAGGCACCGGCAAGAUAUGUAAGAAAACGCCAGAGCAGCUGCACAUGCUUAAAAGUGCGUUUGUCCGGACACAGUGGCCGUCACCAGAAGAGUAUGACAAAUUGGCUGAAGAAAGUGGACUUGCCAGAACAGAUAUAGUUAGUUGGUUUGGGGACACCCGAUAUGCUUGGAAGAAUGGAAACUUGAAAUGGUACUACUACUAUCAAAGCUCCAAUUCAAGUAGUUUGAAUGGUCUGUCUUCCCAUAGGAAAAGGGGGAGGGGCAGACCCAAAGGACGGGGCCGGGGCAGACCCCGUGGGAGGCCUAGAGGAGGCAAAAGAAUGAACACCUGGGACAGGGUACCAUCGCUCAUAAAGUUCAAAACUGGAACAGCAAUACUUAAGGAUUAUUACCUGAAGCACAAAUUUCUUAAUGAGCAAGACCUUGAUGAACUUGUCAACAGAUCACACAUGGGCUAUGAGCAGGUCAGAGAGUGGUUUGCAGAAAGACAGAGAAGAUCUGAGCUAGGUAUAGAGUUAUUUGAGGAAAAUGAAGAGGAAGAGGAAGUUAUUGAUGAUCAGGAAGAAGAUGAAGAAGAAACAGAUGAUAGUGACACUUGGGAACCCCCACGACAUGUGAAGCGGAAGCUUUCUAAAUCAGAUGACUGAAAUGUAAGUGUUUCAGCCUUUGUAUUAACCAUCAGUCACACACAUGUUUUAACAGUCACCUUGUUGGUUCAGUCAUCUGUGUGUGUGUGUGUG